UAGGUCGAGUUCGAUCAUAGGUCAAUCUGACCACCCCCACGACCCCAGGGGUCCAAGAACUUAAUCUUCAUGUGGGGUGUCAUUUUUAAAGCAACCUAUUCCUCAAAUUUUUGACCUCUGACCAAUCCAUGACCGUGAAACCAAGGUAAAAGUUAAAACAACUGUAGAAUUUUAGUUUUACUCGUUUUAUACUUAUAUAUAAAAGAUUACAGAAAUCAGCUGGGAGGUCAAAGGUAAAAAAAAUGUCGAACCGUCAAAAAUCUUAAGUUCAACUCAUUGCACUCCGUUUCCACUUGUUUGUUAUAUCGGUUCGUUGUGCUUGUUUAAUAUAUUUCAUGUUUUUAAUAAUCGAGAAGACAAACAUUAUUUACAUACUCGACCCCAAUUUGAGGUACUUUGCUGGUUCCAGACGGUUGGCGAGACGCAGCUAAAAACUCAGCAGCCACAGGCCCCUUGUUCUCGUCAACAUUUAGUCAAUAUUUUGCAUAAUUACACAAACAAAGUAAUUACAUAUGUGAUUGUAAUCCAUUCUGUAAAUUAAUAAAUACGACUCAUUUUCCAGUCCUUGUGGUCAUUCAUACAUAUUUUUCUUAUCUUUGACCACGAAUAUUUUCUCUCACAUUUUCUAAAUAAUUUUCCUCAUUUGACCUUACACAUUGUUAUAAAAUUAUUAUUAAAUCACUGCUGACCAUUAUAAUAAGGAGAAGUGCAAUUUACUUAGUAAUGAAAAAUUUGUCACUCCGAGAAAACUGAAACCUUUAAAAGUUUAAGCUUGCUCCAAGAUGAGCAAAACAUUACAUUUCUUACUAAUAAUUCUGCACCUGCCCUUUUGGCUGCUUGCUCCCUUCUUGAUUUUGGCAUUUAUUCCCAUUUAUCUGGCUAGAAAUGGGGUAAAAUUGUUGGCAUUUGUGCAAUUCCAGUUUAGACACGACUUGAUUUCCAUGCUUGCCCCGGUGGACGGAAUGUUCGCGGCAGAUCAAAUCUACACCGGUCCAAAGAACACCGUCGUGGGUUGCCUGCAUCUUGAGGGAAUUGCGGAUUCCGCCCAUAUCCGGGAUAUGUUGGACAGGAACAUUUUGGAAGCCCGGUGUGAAAGAGACCCGGGAAAGUUGAUGUAUCCCGAAUUGAGGAGGAGUAUUACGCACUGGUUGGGAUAUCCUUUCUGGACCGAGACUGAGCUACCACAUGGUGGAAUCCGCACCCACGAAGAUGCAUUAAGCCUUGAAGAGCUGCACAAAUUUCAGACCCAGCUAACAUUUCAACCCUUCCGGAAAAAUGCCCCGCUGUGGGAGCUCGUUCUGAUCAAGCGGAUUACGGAUACUCCAAAUACUUCCGCCGUUUUGUUCCGGUUUCAUCACGCCCUUGCCGAUGGGCUCGCCAUAUUUUCGCUUCUUCGCAAAAUGACAAGUCCGCAGAAUCCGAAAAUUCGUAAGCAAGUUGUUCCUGCACGAGGAAGGUGUAAGGGUUUCAAGGCGCUCAGAAUUUUAUCAGCACCGUACGAUAUUGCCAAGCUCGAAAAAGAGUUGGGUCAAGGUGGUUGGCUGAUCAAAGAUAAGGAGGGUUGGACCCAGCUCGAUGGCAACUCGCACUAUUCAACUGUAGCUGCCCGACUCCGUUUCCAUUCCAGUGAAUCAAUCCCAUUCAGCGUGGGAGGUGCCCACGGGGUGUCGGUAACUGCGGUGUUGCACUCUGCCAUGCUGGGUGCUGUGAGGAAGUCGUAUUUUCCAAGUGAGGCAGAAUCCAUUUCAAGGGUAAGGGUGCAAACCCAACUGCUUCCCAUGUGGGGUAGGGGAGGACGUCUCUUAGGGAAUAAUAUAACGUGUGGUUCAUACUCGGCCCACAUGGGAGAACUUGACGUAGUGAAGCGUCUCAUUGAAACUCAUGAAAGUCUCGUCGCCAUGAAGCGGUCGGCCUGCCCGGUAGGUUUGGCCGUAUUUAUACUCGCCCUAGGCUGUCUGUCUCGCCCCGGGAUAAGGAACUAUUUCCAGGGCAGGGACCAAGAAGACAAAAUUUUCGUCUUUAAUAUACCCGGGCCGGAGGAGGUUGAUAAUUUUUGCGGGUAUAAUAUCAAGCAUAUCGACAUGACGGUGGGAUCAUAUGCGGCGAAUGCAGGGACACUCACGACCUGUCGUUUGAGUCCAGAGUACCCACUAUGUUUUUUAGAAUCUACUAGGACCCCAGAUGAAGGAUCCAUUCAUAUUUCCGUGGGAUCGGAUUAACGGGAUCGGAUUGGAACAUACUUGAUUUACAAAACUCAAUAUCCCAUCUGAAUUAAUCAUAUUGGAUUUAGACGAAAAGGCAUGAAAUAUAUCAAGUAGCCCCGAUAAAUACUGAGCGGCUUAUUUGGAAGAAUCUAUUCGUCAUGCUUUUUUAGUUUCUUCACCUCCUCUGGUCGGUCUAAGUCUCUCGCCCUAUUCAGUUUUUUUCUUUGACUUGAUCUGCGACGACAAAUUACCAACUCAUCAUUGACUGGAAAGCCUAAAACCAAAUACUGUUAAGUUGUUAACUUUCGAAAAAAAUCUUCCUAAUAUUUGUACGGAUGCUAGAAAGAAGAUGAAUCGCCGUUAGUCGUCUGGGUGGAAAUUGUGUCACGUCACCGGAACACUAAAGGUUAUAGAAUUCGGAAACGAGAGUAGGGGAGAAUUUCAACUUGGAAGGGGACAAUUAAGCAGUAUAAAAUUUAUUAAUGAGAUUCUUGUAUAAAUAAAGACAUUUAAUUUUUAAGAUUUGA
Messenger RNA from Folsomia candida, 2731 nucleotides. RefSeq lists its product as uncharacterized. Gene Ontology annotation, biological process: glycerolipid biosynthetic process. Gene Ontology annotation, molecular function: diacylglycerol O-acyltransferase activity. NCBI's taxonomy places the organism in Eukaryota, Metazoa, Arthropoda, Collembola, Entomobryomorpha, Isotomidae. The record is from RefSeq and is a predicted model, not a curated record. The transcript is spliced from 7 exons. Bases 783 to 2219 code for a protein of 478 amino acids.